GGUCACGUGACAUGUGAACCACAUGAGGAAACGUAACAUCUGGCUGCCACCAACAGCAACAUUCAAGCUAAAAGCCACUUUACAUUUUUACACAAAGGUGUAUGAUAUAGUUGUUAAGACGAUAUGGCUGAUACUCACUGGGGAAAUAUGUAAAAUACAGUUUAUAUUGUUAAUAUAUUUACAGCAGUUACAUAGAAGGGUGUGUUUUACGUGCUACUUUCAAGUGCUCCUUCCCGGCAUCCGUUUUCGUGAAGCUUUUGAUUACAGUUGCCUAAAAAGGACUAGCACAAAUUGAGGUAACUUAAAAUUCAGCUUUGCUUUGCGUGUCUUUUAGUUUGAAUUGACUUGAAUAUGUUCGGCUGAAGGAAACAACUCAAUAUGAAUCGAUUAACUUUCAGUUUUACAUGAUGUCCUCAAAGUGCACAUGGCAGUGGCAUGUGUGGUGAUUUAGCACGUUUCGGCGAGGUCACUCAAGAGUUUCCCUGCGUUGGAAAAUGUUUCCGGAGAACAGAGACAUUGAGAAACCCAAUCCUUUGGCAAAUGCGGGAUUUUUUUCACAGCUUUUUUUGUGCUGGGUAAGUCCUUUGCUACACGUCGGACACAAGCAAAGGCUGGAGGAAAGUGACCUCUACACAAUUCUUCCUGAAGAUGAAUCAGAAGUACUGGGACAAGACCUGCAGAGGUGCUGGGAUCUUGAAGUUAAAAAGGCUACAAAACAACUACGGAAGCCUAAGCUGACCAAAGUCCUUAUUAGGUGCUAUGGGAAGUCUUAUGCUGUAGCGGGACUGUUUGCGUUUUCCUUGGAGGCCAUUAAAGUCAUCCAGCCACUUCUUCUAGGGAAAAUAAUAAUGUUCUUUGAGAAUUAUGAUGCAGAUGACCAAAGUGGUCUUUGCGCAGUAUACGGCUGCGCUGCUGCCAUGUGCGUCUCCACCGUCGGUUUGACUAUCCUCCAGCAUCUCUAUUACUAUUUUGUCCAAAGAACAGGCAUGAAGAUGAGAGUGGCCGUGUGUCACAUUAUAUACUGCAAGGCUCUUCGUCUCAGCAGCCAAGCGAUGGGACAAACCACCACAGGCCAAAUUGUGAACCUCCUUUCAAAUGAUGUCAAUCGUUUUGAUGAGAUUACACUCAAUCUGCACUACCUGUGGGUGGGACCUCUUCAGGCAGUUGUGAUCAUCUCUUUCCUUUGGUAUGAGAUCGGGCCCUCAUGUUUCGCAGGCAUGGCUGUACUUGCCUUCAUGAUGCCCGUGCAGACGUGGUUUGGAAAGCUUUUUGGAAUCUUCAGGAGUAAAACAGCGGUCCUUACUGACAGUCGGAUCCGCAUCAUGAACGAAGUGGUGUCUGGCAUCCGAAUAAUCAAGAUGUACGCAUGGGAAAACCCCUUUUCAUCUCUAGUCACAGAGUCCAGAAGAAAGGAAAUAAACCAGAUCAUGAAGAGCUCCUACCUGCGAGGACUCAACAUGGCAUCGUUCUUCGCCAGUAGUAAGAUUGUGGUGUUUGUCACCUUUGUGGUGUAUGUUAUGCUGGGCAACAGUAUCAGCGCCAGGCGAGUGUUUGUCACGGUGUCUUUGUACGGAACCAUCAAGCUCACUGUCACGCUGUUCUUCCCGCUGGCCAUUGAAAAACUGUCAGAGACCAUCGUCAGCAUUCACAGGAUCAAGAAUUUCCUUCUCCUGGAUGAAAUGAGUAGAAGAAAGUUAACACUCGAGGAAAAGAACCCAAACACCAUCGAGAUGAAGAGGCUGACGUGCUACUGGGAUAAGGUUCUGGAUUCGCCAUCUCUGCAAAACAUCUCGCUCACCGUGAAGUCACAUCAGCUUCUGGCUAUAAUAGGACCAGUAGGAGCGGGGAAGUCGUCGCUGCUGAGUGCCAUUCUGGGCGAGCUGUCUCAUGACACUGGAACGAUGACCGUUAGAGGUCAACUCAACUACGCAUCCCAGCAACCCUGGGUGUUUCCAGGGACCAUCCGCAGUAACAUCCUGUUUGGGAGAGUGCUGAAUCCCCAGAAGUAUGAAAGAGUACUGAAGGCCUGCGCUCUAAAGAAGGUGAGUUUGGACCUGGAGUUACUCCCAGAUGGAGACCUAACCCUCAUCGGGGACAAGGGAGGCACCCUCAGCGGGGGUCAGAAGGCUCGCAUCAACCUGGCCAGAGCUGUGUAUGAGGAAGCAGAUAUCUACCUCUUAGAUGAUCCUCUGAGUGCUGUAGAUGCCGAAGUUGGAAAAUAUCUCUUUGAAGUGUGCAUCUGUGGUCUGUUGAAGAACAAGUGUCGCAUCCUGGUUACUCAUCAACUUCAGAAUCUGUGGACAGUUGAUCACAUAGUGGUGAUCAAGGAGGGUCGUAUCAUGGCCCAGGGUACCUACAGCGAGUUGCAGAGCUCCGGCCUUGAUGUUGGCUUCCUGCUAAAAAGUCAGGAGGAACAGGAGCAUCAAUAUCUGUCAGCCAACUGUGACAAGGAGUCACUCUCUAGCAAGAGGACCAAUCACUCAAGCAGUUCACUCUACGCACACAGCACACUCCUCCCACCAGAGAGCAGUGUUCCUGACCUGCUUCCCGUCGAGAGUGCACACACAGCUCAGGAGGAGGCCCGUGCUGAAGGAAAUGUCAGCAAGGACAUUUAUGUCAAGUAUUUUACUGCCCACUGUCAUCCUCUGAUCUUACUGGCUAUUCUGCUCCUCAGUGUCAUUGCUGAGGCUGCAUAUAUUCUGCAGGACUGGUGGCUGGUGUUCUGGGCCAAAGAUGAGCUCAACAACACCAGCACGGUUGUGAUUGUUGAGAAAAGCACCAAUCAGUCGUCUGCCUUAUACCAAGGCACAAAUCUUCCGUUUUAUCUGGGCAUUUACUCUGGUUUGACUGCUGCCGCCGUGGUCUUUGGCUUUGCCAGGUGUUUAGUGAUUUUUCACGGGCUAGUAAAAUCCACUCAGACACUGCACAACCGCAUGUUCAACGCUGUCCUCCGCACCCAAGUCCACUUCUUUGACGUCAACCCCAUAGGAAGAAUCCUCAACCGCUUUUCCAAGGAUAUCAGCCAGAUGGACUCCCUGUUACCACUCACCUUUGUGGAUUUCUAUCAACUUUUUUUGCAGAACGUGGGCGUUCUGGUCAUUGCGGCCUCUAUCAUCCCUCUCCUCUUGGUCUCCAUCGCUCCCCUGCUCUUCAUCUUCCUGUACCUGCGGCGUUACUAUCUCUCCACGUCACGAGAUAUCAAACGUCUGGAGUCCAUAACACGCAGUCCGGUCUUCUCCCAUCUUUCAUCAUCCCUCCAGGGCCUGUGCAGCAUCCGAGCCUUUGGAGGAGAGGAGAGGUUAACGAAAGCCUUUGACUCACACCAGAACCGGCACUCAGAAGCGUGGUUUCUCUUCCUGAUGACAUCCCGCUGGUUUGCCCUCCGCCUGGACAGCAUUUGCUCCGUCUUUAUCACCGUAGCAACAUUUGGGUGCAUUUUACUCAGAGAUGGUUUGGAUGCUGGCGAGGUGGGCCUGGUGUUGACGUACGCUGUGACGCUGAUUGGAAACUUCCAGUGGACCGUGAGGCAAAGUGCCGAGUUAGAGAACAUGAUGACAUCUGUAGAGAGAGUGGUGGAGUACACCGAGUUAAAGUGUGAAGCACCCUGGGAAACCAAGACGCGCCCUCCUCUUGAUUGGCCCAGUCAAGGCCAGGUUACCUUUGACCGGGUGCAUUUGUCGUAUAGUGUCGACGGGCCACUUAUCCUCAAGGACAUCAAUGCCAUCUUCUGCCCCAGUGAGAAGGUGGGCGUCGUGGGUCGGACGGGAGCCGGGAAAAGCUCCCUGGUGAUGGCUCUUUUUCGCCUGGCAGAGCCACAAGGGAACAUCUACAUCGAUGGCGUGUUGACCUCUGAGUUGGGUCUGCACGACCUGCGGCAAAAGAUGUCGAUUAUACCUCAGGAUCCAGUGCUGUUUACUGAUACUGUGAGGAAGAACCUGGACCCCUUUAACCAGCAUACUGAUGCUGACCUGUGGAAGGCUCUGGAGCAGGUCCAGCUAAAGUGCAUGGUGGAGGAGCUUCAUGCAAAGUUGGAGACGGUUCUAGCUGAGUGUGGCUCCAACUUUAGUGUUGGUCAGAGGCAGCUGCUGUGCCUGGCCAGAGCCAUCCUGAGGAAGAACCGCAUCCUCGUCAUUGACGAGGCCACAGCCAAUGUGGACCCCAGGACAGACGAGCUGAUCCAACUAACCAUCCGACGGGAGUUCAGAGAUUGCACCGUGUUCACCAUUGCUCACCGACUCAACACCGUCAUAGACAGCGAUCGCAUACUGGUGCUGGAUGAGGGUAGAAUACAAGAGUUGGAUCAUCCUUUUAACCUUCUUCAGAACAAAGAUGGCGCUCUGUACAGGUUGGUUCAGCAGUUGGGCCCGGCUGAGGCUGAAUCUUUGUUGGAAGCAGCUAAACAGGCAGCGAAGACGACCUGACUGGUCGAAGCUGAUGGAGCAGCAAUCACUUGAGUAGCAGAUGUGGGCAGUGCCUGCAGAAACACUGAGUGAGGUUUGUCAGGGUUUAAGAAUGUUGAAGAGGUGAUCAUCAGAAUCCAAAGGGGUGAAAAGGUUUGAAAGUGUUCCCUUUUGGGUCAAUCGCUAUUAGAUGUUGAAAGGACAAUUACAACAAUAAGAAAUAAUCAUUAGCUAUUAAAGAGUGUGGAACAAAUCUUUAGAAUUUGAUCAAUGUUGAUAGUCCGAUUGCAUGAGAAGAGGGUAAAAGUUUGUAAGGAGAGACUGCUCACUGGUUUAGCUUGCAAUAUUACUUAUGCUACUGUACAAUCUCAAACAUAUUAAGACAUUUUAAAACUGUUUAUGACCUGGAUUACUGAGAAUCUAUACUGAAAUGUCGCUUUGAACCUUGGGAAGGACACCCAGCAUCAGGUGCGAGAGUAAGAAAUGAUGGCAAGGAAAAUUGCAGAUACAGUAGGAACCAGAUUGGCUUCAAUCUAAGAUGUUGACAGAACACUAACAUCUAAAAGCCUAGGUCUUCACUCCACUGUCGAGUCCUAAACUUCUCCAGAAAACACAGAACAAGCUUAACCAUUCAUGUUCUCAACGAGGAGGUCAACCAGAUCUCCAGACAACUCCAAAACACUUGAUCAGUCACAGUCAUCUAAGAAGUUUCUCAGUUCGUGGCCAGAGCCCAGAUGGUACAAGACAACAAGCGCGAGGAGCGACAAACACGGAAACGUAAACGCCUACUGGCUAGACCUACUCACCCUAUAACGACAACCACCCCACCAGAACAAAAAGACUCUACUGCAUUCAAUCAAACAACAAUGGGUAAUGAACUUUUCUGUUGCUCGGAUUAAUGGCACAGAUGUGUUCUUUACUCAAAGACAACACAACUAAACAUUGUACUUGUGAGAAAAUGCCUUCCACAAACCGUCUAUGUCUUUGUCUCAAAAGUAUUCUCUGUCAAUUGACUGUCUGUUGUCGUACUAGAGCGGCUCCAGCUACCGGAGACAAAUUCCUCGUGUGUUUUUGACAUACUUGGCAAAUAAAGAUGACUCUGAUUCUGAUGAUGGAGGUUUGGCUCCCAGUCCGUCCAAAGUCAAACUUUCUGCCACCCGUAAGUACCCUAGCGCGUAUUGUUUGCAAUCAUUCUGAAACUGUCUAUUGAUAAAACUCACUUUAUACUACCUUGAGUAUGUUUCUUUUCUUCAUAAGUCUUUCAGUUUUUGGGUACCGAUGGGUAUCUCUUUUUCGAUGUGGCGAAAGUUGUUUUGAUGAAUUUCUUCCAAGCCGCCAUCUCAAAGCUGACCAAUUGCUUCAUUCUCUGGGUUGCCAGUUCUUAGCACUAAAUAGAUGACUGACUGUUACCUGCAGUCAGGGAUGCUGAAAGAGAUGUGAUGACAAUGCAAAGGGCCCAAGACUGACAGGGGUAGAAAAUUAUUUGUUUAGUGGGGCCCAUAGUGAGAUUUUGUCACCGGACCCCAAAUCCCUGGUGGCAUUCCUCCCUGGCGUAGCAGCAAUACAUAGUUUGAGGUUGCCACGUAAUGAAAAAAAGCUAAUGGCAUCAUGCGUAAGUUUGGGGUGGCCCUUAAUGGCUGCAGGCCUUUAAGUUGUAGUAGUUGCUUGACAGACAAGCAUUGACACCUAUUGUCAAUUUGGAGUCUUCAGUAAGAACCUUGUUUUUUAGCUUAGGGUACAACAUGUAAACUCCACACAGGAGGGCCUGAGCCAAAAUACGAACCCAGAACUUCUCGACUUUAAGGCAGAUUAAUUAACCACAUGCACGCCCAUGCCACCCAGUCAAUCACCUCUCCAGGAAAUUUGCAGACACUGCACCACCAAACAUCCAUAAAGCCAUCCAUUCUCAACACCGCUUAUCCUGGUUAGGGUCGCGGGGCGCUGCAGCCUAUCUAUCCCAGCCGACUUCGGGCGAAAGGCAGACUACACCCUGAACUGGUCGCCAGUCAGUCGCAGGGCACAUAUAGACACGGCCAACCAUUCGCACUCACAUUCACACCGUCACUGAGUGGAAACUGAACCCACGCUGCCCGCGCCAAAGUCAGAAGAGUGUACUACUACACCAUCAGUGACCACCACCAAACAUCAAAAGAAAAUUUUGCGUCCACUGUAUGCAUGACAAAUAAUGUCAAAAAUGUUUUCCAAAAAUAUAAACAUACCAAAUCCUCCUAUUUGUAGUAAUGCAGUGAAUAUCUCAGAGGACUAUACUGGGUCAGUUGCAUACUGUUUUUUUUUUGUUGUUGUCUUUUAAAAUUAAUUGUGGUGAUUUAUAUUCAUCAAUCAAAUAUUGCUUGUUUUCACCAUUUUGAUUUUAUACUGUGAUUUUAACUUAAGCUGUGUUUUUUUUCUUCUUUUCAUUAACCCUGAUUUUAUGUUAGAAUUUAUUUGGGUUUUCAUCUUUUCAUUUAGCUUUUUUAAUCAUUAUUUCUUUGCCUCUGUAAAGCACUAUGGAUUUACCUCGAGUAUGAAUGGUGCUACAUGAAUAAACUAUCCUUGUUCAAACAUAAAAACUCUCUCCAAAUACUUCUCUACACAUUUGUUCAAAUUUGUCAAUUACAGAAUUCAAACCUGAGCCCCCGAGUGUGAUCAAAUUGUAGGCAAUUUACAUUUUUCUUUCAUCUAUAGAUGUAAUUAUUUUAAAAUGUACAUUAAAUGGUUCAUUUAAUUUAAAAACAUUUCUAAUUUUUACAUCCAGUGACUACAUUUUCUAGAUCAUUUUGAACAAUAUUUCCAUUUUUUGUUGACCUUACUUGGUAAGAGAAACCCAAUCAAAUAUUUUAAACUAGAGAAUGCAAUAUCUGUAGAAAUUUUGUGUGAAGCCAAACUGUAAAGCUUGUGAAGCCAAACUGUAAAGCUGUGAACUUAAUUGAAAUGUUGAAAGUAGAAAGUGUGUGACGCUUGACAUAAAAUGUGGAAGGAAUAUGGAAAAUUUGUGGAAUGGGUAUAGUUCUUGAGAUGUCCUGAAUGAGUUGAAUACUUUGAAUUUGGAAUAGUUUGAAUCAGUCAAGAAAUGUGGAUGGAGGAGGGAAUAAUGUAAACAAUGUCUUAAUUAAAAAUACAUUUUGAGUUUA
Molecule: messenger RNA, 7531 nt
Organism: Phyllopteryx taeniolatus (common seadragon)
Lineage: Eukaryota; Metazoa; Chordata; Actinopteri; Syngnathiformes; Syngnathidae
Product: ATP-binding cassette sub-family C member 4-like
Exons: 31
Coding region: 495-4421 (1308 amino acids)
Biological process (GO): transmembrane transport
Cellular component (GO): plasma membrane
Molecular function (GO): ABC-type transporter activity; ATP binding; ATP hydrolysis activity
Source: RefSeq, a predicted model, not a curated record